AUGGUGGGUGGCAGGUUCACGUGGGAACGGGGAAGGGGGACGGAGUCCUGGGUAGAGGAGAGGCUGGAUAGAGCGGUAGCUACGGUGGAAUGGGCGGAAUCGUACGAGGAAACGCUGGUACGCAAGAUAAGAACGUUGCAGUCUGCUCAUAGCGCUAUUUAUGUCGACAUCGAGUCUAGACCUGUACGGGCAGCCACGCAUUCGUUUAAGUUUGAAUCAGCAUGGCUGUUAGAGGAGGGGUGCGCGAAGGUGGUCGAUGAAGCAUGGCGUCAAUCUACAGGUCUGGAUUUUCAGCAGCGUAUAACUUUGUGCGGGCAGCGGUUGGCUAGGUGGGGUGGAGAGCAUUUCCGGCGUUUUGGGAACCGGAUCAGAGAAUUGCGAAGCCGUCUGGAUAGUUUACAAGAGGAUCGCGCACCUCAGGCUGUGGAUGAAUUUCUGGCUGUUGAGGGGGAGCUAGAGAUUUUACUACAACAGGAAGAGAUUUUCUGGAAGCAACGGUCUAAACAGUUAUGGCUCAAGCAUGGCGAUGCGAAUACCAGUUACUUUCAUAAGGCCGCUUCGGCCCGAUGUCGACGAAACCUUUUAGUGCGUGUCAAAGAUCCGGGCGGAACAUGGAAGGAAGGCACAACUAUGCAUGAAGAAAUUCUAAGGUACUAUGAUUGCACUUUUUCAUCCAGUACAAGUAGCCCAAACCUAUUUUCUUGCGUUCGGAGACGGGUAACGGAUGAGAUGAAUGUCUCUUUGUUACAACCGUUUACAAUCGCAAAGGUUAAAGCGCUUUGUUUUCUAUGGCCCCGGAGAAAGCACCAGGGCCCGAUGGCAUGUCGCCGGCCUUCUAUCAACACUUCUGGCCGGUGUUGGGACAUGACCUGGCCAUGUUUGUUCUUCGUUGUGUGGAGAAAAAAAGUUUGCCAGCGGGUCUCAAUGAUUCUAACAUCGUCCUUUUGCCAAAAAAAGAAGAUCCUGGAAAGGGUAUCUGAUCUGCUCCCGAUAGCGCUUUGUAAUGUGGUAUAUAAGGUGCUGGGCAAAAUGUUGACAAAUAGGCUCAAGGGAAGUCUGGAGUUAGUUGUGUCACCGUCUCAAAGCGCCUUUGUUCCCGAGAGGUUGCUGACGGAUAAUGUGAUUGUAGCCGGGGAAAUUGGGCAUUAUCUGAGGAGAAAAACUAGUGGGAUUGUGGGGUGGGCGGCGCUUAAGCUAGACAUGGCUAAGGCAUACAACCGGAUGGAGUGUGCUUUUUUAGAAGGAAUGUUACGGGUGUUGGGGUUUGACAGGGGUUGGGUCGAGCUGUUGAUGUUGUGUGUUACAACUGUUAAAUACACUAUUCAAGUAAAUGGCGAGGGGGUGGGUACGAUUUGCCCCACUCGGGGCAUAAGGCAAGGGGAUCCAUUAUCCCCGUACUUGUUCAUUGUGUGUGCUGAAGGGUUGUCGGUCCUGCUACAGCAGGCGAAGGCAAGGGGUGAUAUUCAUGGUGUGCGAGUGGCUCGGGGAGCUCCGACCAUUACGCACCUCUUCUUUGCUGACGAUAGUCUAUUGUUCUUCAGGGCAAAUCAGCAGGAAACUAUGAAGAUUAAGGGAUGUCUGGAUUUAUACUGUGCGGCUUCAGGGCAACUUAUCAACUUUGAUAAAUCCAAUGCUGUGUUUAGUUUGAACACGACGGUUGAGGUGAAGAAUUGGAUUUCUGAGUGUCUUGGCGUGAACAUUGCAGCGGACCUAGGCCGAUAUCUGGGCUUACCAUCAGUCCUUGGUAAGAGUAAAAUUGCCACGUUUCAUUAUAUAGAAGAGAAGGUGCGGGAGCGUAUUGGGACUUGGCAAAAUAAGUUACUCUCGAGGGCCGGGCAGAAGGUGUUAAAAUUGGGGUUAGCCAAGCGGAUUGGGGAUGGACGUGACACAAAAAUAUGGGAAUGGCCAUGGCUCUCGGACGCGGCAAAACCGGAGUUACAUACUGCAUGCAUUGAUGAACUACGUUUUGCUACAUUCAGCGACUUGCUUGAUGAAAGCGGAGCAUGGGAUGUGGAAGUCAUUCAAGACAUUUUCCAGGAGGAGGAUGCCAGGAGGAUUAUCGCUACACCGGUAAAUACUCACUUCAAAGAUUCAUGGAGGUGGUUGGGUGACCUGCAUGGGCUUUACAGUGUGAAACAUGGGUACCGGUUAUCAACAACAAACACUGGGCCGAACAACACCGUGGAAGAGUUUCAGGUUUGGAACAAAUUAUGGGCACUGCCAGUUCUUCCAAAGGUGAGAAACCUGUUAUGGCGCUGCGCUCGCGGGGUUCUUCCGGUGCGGGAAAAUCUGAAGACGAAGCGCGUUUUCAUAGGCGGAGGAUGUCCAUUUUGUGGUCACCUGGCCGAGACACCGGAACAUCUUUUCUAUGAGUGCUGCUACGCCAGAGAGGUUUAG
Ipomoea nil (Japanese morning glory) is the source of this 2397-nucleotide messenger RNA. RefSeq lists its product as uncharacterized. The record is from RefSeq and is a predicted model, not a curated record. The coding region runs from base 1 to 2397 and encodes 798 amino acids. Lineage: Eukaryota; Viridiplantae; Streptophyta; Magnoliopsida; Solanales; Convolvulaceae. The transcript is spliced from 2 exons.